Messenger RNA from Dovyalis caffra, 1062 nucleotides. The record is from the annotation of a GenBank genome assembly. Lineage: Eukaryota; Viridiplantae; Streptophyta; Magnoliopsida; Malpighiales; Salicaceae.
AUGGCCGAGUUAAGAAAGAUGCCUAGUGGAGUUAAUAGUGAAGGUGAUAGGAUGAUUGAUUUUAAGGAGCUUAAGGUGAUGAUGAUGAGUGCUAGGUGGGAUUCCAUGGACGCUUUCAAAGAAAUUAGGAAUUGUCAGGUACAAGAAGAAGAAAGUCAAGCGAUGCAAAGCAAAGGCAUUGAAAGAGAAGGAGACAGUGAUGAGACUGACCAUCUAGCUGUGGUAGUCCAGUGCAUGACCGUUCACAAGAGAGGAAGGAGUACGAAAGAGGUUUCUGGGGGAAUGUUUGGUUUGUGGAGACAAGAACAGAAGACUAGAGCUGCAAGGCUAGAGAAACAACUCAAAGCAAGGUGGAAAAUUGAGGAGCUAAUUGAAGAGCAAUUGAAUAGGUUCCCUGCUCACUACAACCAUGCCGUGCUCCCAGCCAGGCUCAAGGAUGUUCCCCAGCUCCUCAUGCCUAAAUGGUUUCUGCCUCAUGAAUUGGCCACUCUGGCUUGGCUAGGGGAUUGGCGGCCCUCUGCCAUUCUAGACCUUGUCCAUGUCCUGGUCCAAUCCUCAUCAUUCUCGCUGUCAUCUUCUUCAUCCAACUCGAAUGCCGUUGAGAGGCUCCUAGCACAGCUUAUUCAUGAAAUACGUAUUGAGGAGGCGAUAAUAGAUGAAGAAAUGGCUGAGAUUCAAGCCACAUGCAUCAUUCUCCUUCCCUUUGCUCCUAUCAGAAAUCAUCGAAGGGGUGCUAAUGCAUUGAGUUGCAUUCGGGCUGAGUUCAAGAAGAUAGAAAGAGUAAUAGUUAAGGCCCAGCAACUGAGGUUGAAGGCGUUGGAGUUGGCAGUGAAGAAAGUUUUAAGGCAAAGUGAUGCAGCAGAAUUUCUAGUGGCAUUUGCGGGAAUUCAGGAAGUGAUCCACCAGUUAGCAGCAAAACAGAAGCUACCAAAAGGUCCAGUCAUUCUGCCUGCCCAGGAUUUUGAAGGGUCAGAGCGGAAAAGUGACGCAACCCGGCAUCAGCAGUCGUCGUUUCGAGUUUUUGGAAUCCGAAAAUCCGGGGUCAUGUGCACGCGCCCAUAA